This is a messenger RNA of Closterium sp. Naga37s-1, 795 nucleotides long. The record is from the annotation of a GenBank genome assembly. Lineage: Eukaryota; Viridiplantae; Streptophyta; Zygnematophyceae; Desmidiales; Closteriaceae.
AUGCGCGCAAACGAUUCAAGUACCAUGCUUUUCGAGGGACGCCUCCCGCAACUCCGCGCAGCGGGUGCGACUAUACAGCGGGGAGGCAUGGCGGCGAGCGGGCCGCACUCGCGGUGGGCGGCGGUGGGCGCGUGGGCGGGCAAUGUGGGGAGCUCCGUGGCGCUGGUGAUGGUGAACAAGGUCAUCAUGUCGCGAUACGCCUUCCACUUCGCAACGACGCUGACGGCGCUGCACUUCGCCAUGACGGGCCUCGUGGGCUGGCUGGGAGGCAGCGCUCGCAAGGGCGCGCCCAGUGUGCCGCUGGGGGAGCUGCUGGCGUUCAGCGUUGUAGCGAAUGCGUCCAUAGUGGGGAUGAACUUCAGCCUCAUGCUCAACACCGUUGGGUUCUACCAAAUCGCGAAGCUGAGUGUGCUGCCCACGGUGUGUGUGCUGGAGUGGGCGCUGCACGGGCGGCACUACUCGCGCUCGGUGCUGGGCGCCAUCAUGAUUGUGCUGGCGGGCGUGGCGGUCUGCACCGUCACUGACGGCAUCGCCAUGCUGCACUCACGGCAUGCCAUCAACUCCAUGAGCCUGCUCUCCCUCACCGCGCCCACCCAAGCGGCGUCACUACUACUACUAGGCCCCUCCACAGACUCGCUGCUGCUGGGAGGCCAGUCCCUGUGGCACUCUCACUUCGGCACAGCUGCCUGGGCGUUCGUGCUGCUGUCAUGUGUGCUCGCCAUCUUCUGCAACCUCACCCAGUACCUCUGCAUCAACAUACUCUCUCCCACCUCCUUCCAGGCAUGUCCCCUCUAA